CCUUGCCUGCCUGACUUGACUGGGAACACAGGGGCCGUCCCCAGUCCCGGCCGGCGGAUGACAAUAGCACCCCCCGAAUGUCUUCCUCCCUUUAUGGUAUGCCGUAUUAAGAUUUCUUUUUGCGCGCGCGCGUGUGUGUCAUAUUGUUUAGCUCUGGCAAAAAAAAAAAAAGAAAACAAAGCAAUUAAAAAGAUUGACAGGUAUGGCUUGUGUGAGACCUAUUUGUAAUUGUCAGGGUGACGUUGGCGCGAGGAGGAGGAGUAAGAACUGAGGCAGGAAAAGCAGCUCGAUGUGUCUGUCUAUCAGUUGAGACUGUCUGAGAGCUCUGCGAUCCGAAUGUGUGUUAUAUUUCACUGAAAAGAGGAGAGAGCGAGAGUGCAUCUCUCUCUCCCAGGAGUUUGGGGGGGCAGUGUCCACGCUCGGCGCGCCGCCCGCGAACGCCCGCGCCUCGCCUCUGUGCACUCCCCUGCUUGUUGUGGUCGGCUUUUCUUUUCUUUUUUUUUUUUCUUUUUUUUUUAAAUCUUGGAGGGGGGAUGCUUUUUGUGUAUUUUUCAACAUUUUUUUCUGUUGGAAGAUCAAGACCGGUCCCAACCCCCUGAUCUGAACGUGUUUGCAUUAAGAUUUCGCGUUGGAAGAAGCGAAGACCAGGGCGGCCAGGCCCCCCGGGGGCAGCGCCGGGCACCAAGUGGCGCUCCGGCGGGUGACACUGUUUGAUCUGUGACUGUUGGGAAGGUGGAACAGCGCCUGACAUCUCCCCCCCAACCCACCCACCCACCUACCCCGGCGCGCGACUGAACGGGGGCUUCACCGCUCUGUCUUGUUUGCUUUCUUCCUCCUAGACUAAGUGCGCGAGGAAAGCACAGCCCGCAUCGGCCUCGCUGGCGCACAAUGAGAGAGCUGCGACCCGCGCACUAAAAACACUCGCCGCGACCCCGAACAGCGAGCGCAGAGGGGCACGGAAAGUUGCGCUCGGAGACUCUCGGCUCGCCGGGGAAGGCGCAGGGCAGCGCCCGGAGCGGCGCGCCCCGAGGAGCGCCCGCCAGCAGCAGCGCGGCGCCGGGGAGGCGGCAGCAUGGAGCGCGGGCCGCGGGCCGGCCCGCCGAGCGCCCGCCGCUGCGCCCGCGGCCCGUGCCGGGGAUGACUCCGGGCUCGGCGCCCAGGCCCCGCGCGCUCCGCCCGCAGCCCGGCGGCCCGGACGCGGCCCGUGCGGCCGCCGCCGCCGCCUCCUGAGCGGCCCCGGGCGCGGCGGUCCAUGCGAGCGGCUCCUCCUCCCGCGGUCCGCGGCGCGCCCGGAGCCCGGAGCCCGCGGGGACGAGGCCAAAGUUGGGCGCGCCGCGGAGUUGCGCCCGCGCCCGGGGCCCCGCGUGCCCGCGCCCCCGCGAACUCCGGAGGCGGCUGAGGCGACGGCUGCGGCGGCCCGAGCAGCAUGCCGAGGAGGAAGCAGCAGGCCCCCCGGCGCUCGGCAGCUUAUGUCCCCGAGGAGGAGCUGAAGGCAGCACAGAUCGAUGCGGAGCGCGAGGAGCAUGAGGGGCCGGCCCUGGACAUCCCUGAGAGCGACUUCGCCUGCAGCGAAGACGCGGAGGUCAAGGAGGCUCAGAGCUACCCAAACUCGCCCGCCAGCACCCCCACCAACCAGGACACCGGCUGUGCAUCACCCUGCAGUGAGAGCAGCGAGCCCCCUGCCCAGGGCCUGUCCUCCAGGGAAGAGAAGGAGGACCCGCCGGGACCGGACAGCGUUUCCUAUCCCCAGGACAGCUUGGCACAGAUCAAGGCUGUGUACGCCAACUUGUUUUCUGAGUCCUGCUGGUCCAGCCUUACUCUGGACCUGAAGAAGUCGGGUUCAGCCCCCAGCAACUCCGAUGUCAGCCGGAAGGAGAGCUCGACACCUACGCCCGCGCCCGUCACCAGUACAGCCGCGGGCACGGCUGGCACCCCCAGCACCAGCGGCAGCACCAGCACGAGCCACAGCAACAGCACCAGUAACAGCAGCGGCUCCGGGUACGACUGGCACCAGGCCGCCCUGGCCAAGACGCUGCAGCAAACGCCCUCAUACGGGCUGCUGCCCGAGCCCAGCCUCUUCAGCACCGUACAGCUCUACCGGCAGAACAACAAGCUGUAUGGGUCUGUGUUCACCGGUGCCAGCAAGUUCCGCUGCAAGGACUGCAGCGCAGCCUACGACACGCUGGUGGAGCUGACGGUGCACAUGAAUGAGACGGGCCACUACCGCGACGACAACAGGGACAAGGACUCAGAGAAGGCCAAGCGCUGGUCCAAGCCCAGGAAGCGCUCUCUCAUGGAGAUGGAGGGCAAGGAGGACGCCCAGAAGGUGCUCAAGUGCAUGUACUGCGGCCACUCGUUCGAGUCCCUGCAGGACCUCAGCGUGCACAUGAUUAAGACAAAGCAUUACCAGAAAGUGCCUCUGAAGGAGCCUGUGCCGGCCAUUACCAAGCUGCUGCCUUCCGCCAAGAAGCGAGCGCUUCAGGACCUGGUGGCCCCCUGCUCCCCGGAGCCGGCGGGCACGGCUGUGGAGGCCGCUCUCGGCGAGUUGGCCAAGGACCAGAAGACGGCCAACCCCUACGUCACGCCCAACAACCGCUAUGGCUACCAAAAUGGUGCUAGUUACACGUGGCAGUUCGAGGCCCGCAAAGCACAGAUCCUCAAGUGCAUGGAGUGCGGCAGCUCCCAUGACACCCUGCAACAGCUCACCGCCCACAUGAUGGUCACGGGCCACUUCCUGAAGGUGACCACCUCUGCCUCCAAGAAAGGGAAGCAGCUGGUGCUGGACCCCGUGGUGGAGGACAAGGUCCAGUCCAUCCCCCUGCCUCCCACCACCCACACCCGGCUGCCGGCUGCCGGCACCAAAAAGCAGCCAGACUCACCUGUGGGCUCCACAGCGUCCGAGGACAAGAAGGAACCGGAGAAGGAGAAGGCGCCAGCAGCCAGUGACACGGAGAAGGACAUCAAGGAGGAGAGUGGGGAUACCUCCGAGAGAUUUGAGCCCACUGCCCUUUACCAAUACCUCCGUGAGGAGGACCUGGAGGACAGCCCCAAGGGCGGCGUGGACAUCCUCAAGUCCCUGGAAAACACUGUCUCCACGGCCAUCAGCAAAGCUCAGAACGGUGCGCCCUCGUGGGGCGGCUAUCCCAGCAUCCACGCGGCCUACCAGCUGCCUGGCACUGUGAAGCCGCUGCAGGCGGCCGUACAGAGCGUGCAGGUGCAGCCGUCCUAUGCCAGUGGUGUGAAGUCGCUGGCCUCUGCCGAGCACAAUGCCCUUCUGCAUUCCCCGGGCAGCCUCACACCACCGCCGCACAAGAGCAACGUAUCUGCCAUGGAGGAGCUGGUGGAGAAGGUCACGGGCAAAGUCAACAUCAAGAAGGAGGAGAGGCCGGCUGAGCGGGAGAAGGGCUCCCCCGCCAAGGCCAUGUCCCCCGUGGCAAAGGAGAACAAAGACUGCCCGAAAAUGAACGAGGAGGCCGACGGCAAGCAGUCCAAAAAGCGCCCCGAGGCUGAGGCCAGCAGGACCAAGACAGAGGGUCCUGGGGACACACACCCCCGAAAUGGCACGGAGCCUCUCAAAGCCAAAGUCACCAACGGCUGCAGCAACUUGGGCAUCAUCACCGACCACUCGCCGGAGACCUCCUUCAUUAACCCCCUGAGCGCCUUGCAGUCCAUCAUGAACACCCACCUGGGCAAGGUCUCCAAGCCCGUGAGCCCCUCGCUCGACCCCCUGGCCAUGCUGUACAAGAUCAGCAACAGCAUGCUGGACAAGCCCGUCUACCCCAGCACCCCAGCGAAGCAGGCUGACGCCAUCGACCGCUACUACUACGAGAACAGCGACCAGCCCAUCGACCUGACCAAAUCCAAAAGCAAAGCCCUGGGGUCCAGUGUGUCUGAGCCGGUGACCUCGCCACUGCGGGAGAGCGCCCUCAUGGACAUCUCGGACAUGGUGAAAAACCUCACGGGCCGCCUGACACCCAAGUCCUCCACCCCUUCCACGGUGUCCGAGAAGUCAGAUGCGGACGGCAGUAGCUUCGAGGAGGCGCUGGACGAGCUGUCGCCCGUCCACAAGAGGAAAGGACGCCAGUCCAACUGGAACCCACAGCACCUGCUCAUCCUGCAGGCCCAGUUUGCCUCGAGCCUGCGGGAGACGGCUGAGGGCAAGUACAUCAUGUCGGACCUGGGCCCGCAGGAGCGAGUGCACAUUUCCAAGUUCACUGGUCUCUCCAUGACCACCAUCAGCCACUGGCUGGCCAAUGUCAAGUACCAGCUGAGGAGGACAGGGGGAACCAAAUUCCUCAAGAACCUGGACACAGGGCAUCCUGUUUUCUUUUGCAACGAUUGUGCCUCUCAAUUCAGAACUGCCUCCACAUACAUCAGUCACCUGGAGACGCACCUGGGCUUCAGCUUGAAGGACCUCUCCAAGCUGCCCCUCAGUCAGGUCCAAGAACAGCAGAGCAUCUCCAAGGUCCUUGCCGGCAAGGCUCUGGGCCCGCUGGGGACCCCCGAGGAGGACUCGGGCUCCACAUUCCAGUGCAAGCUCUGCAACCGGACCUUUGCGAGCAAGCACGCAGUCAAACUGCACCUUAGCAAGACCCACGGCAAGUCGCCCGAGGACCACCUGAUCUACGUGACCGAGCUCGAGAAGCAAUAGCGUGCAGCUGUGCCCAGGAGCGCCCGUGGCCCUGCGGUGCCCUGGCCUGAGCCGCGGCGCCCCUCUCUCUUCUCUAGCUGACCUGCCUCUGUGGACCCUGGGUUUUCUUACACACAUUUUGUAGUUAUAUUUAUACGCUCCUUGUCUGACCUGUGCAUGUUAUUUUUCCUUUUCCGUGAGUCAGUCUGACCUUUAUUUUCAACAUCUGUUCUUGAUGUUAAGCUGUCUUUUGUAGGAAAUAGUGGGGCACGCGACUCAGAGACGCUAUUUAGCAGUAAAGAAAGACGCAAAUAAUGAUAAGGAGACAUCCUAAAAUUACGAAGUUGCCAUGACAAUAAAGGUCAUAGUACUGGGAGUGUCACAUUUAACUCUUGGAGGACUGUAAUCGCAUUUCUGUGCCUUUCACU
Molecule: messenger RNA, 5058 nt
Organism: Ochotona princeps (American pika)
Lineage: Eukaryota; Metazoa; Chordata; Mammalia; Lagomorpha; Ochotonidae
Gene: TSHZ1
Product: teashirt zinc finger homeobox 1
Exons: 2
Coding region: 1427-4651 (1074 amino acids)
Biological process (GO): regulation of transcription by RNA polymerase II
Cellular component (GO): nucleus
Molecular function (GO): DNA binding; DNA-binding transcription factor activity, RNA polymerase II-specific
Source: RefSeq, a predicted model, not a curated record